AUGGCUUUCGGUGCUGACAUGGACGGCUGGGCCGGCAACGGCGACCUGGCCCUGGUCGAGAGGAAGAAGGCCCGCACCUUCCUCGGCGUCUCGUGGGGCGAGGCCAAGCUGCUCACCAUCGCCGGUGUCGGCUUCCUGAUGGACGCCUGGGAUCUGUUCAUCAUCAACAUGAUCUACGCCAUCAUCCUCGUCGCCUACUACCCCAAGGGCACCAAGAACAUCCACUGGGGCCUCGACGGCGGUGUCCUCAAGGCCUCCGCCAACAUCGGCAACAUCGUCGGACAGCUCUUCUUUGGCUUCUGCGGCGACUUCUUCGGCCGCUCCGCCGUCUACGGCAAGGAGCUCAUCAUCGUCAUCUUCGCCGUCAUCCUCCAGAUCGCCGCACCCGACUCGAUCGGCGGCCAGGGCAUCACCAUCUGGCUCGCCGUCUUCCGCUUCAUCAUGGGUAUCGGUAUCGGCGGUGAUUACCCGAUGUCGGCUUCGGUCGUCUCGGACCGCGCGCACAUCGGCAACCGUGGCUUCCUGCUCUCGUGGAUCUUCUCGAACCAGGGAUGGGGCAACGUCGUCGGCUCGCUCUUCAGCGUCAUCGUCAUCGCCGGCUACCGCAGCCACGUCGACGCCGGCGAUGUCCACAAGCUCUCGGGCGCCUGGCGCAUCCUCCAGGGCCUCACCCUGAUCCCGGCCUUCAUCACCCUCUACUUCCGCCUCACCCUCGUCGAGUCGACGCGCUUCACCCAGGCGCGCAAGCUCCAGGACGACCCCGAGCUCCUCGCCCGCGUCGCCCAGAAGGCCGACACCUCGGACGAGGACAUCAAGGAGAAGCACGUCGACGGCGUCGAGACCCCGCAGAACGAGGCCAUCGGCCUCGGCUUCAAGUCGGUCGGCAGGCCCAAGAACGAGUUCAUCGAGUACUUCUCCGAGUGGAGGCACCUCAAGACGCUCAUCGGCUGCGCUGCGUCGUGGUUCCUGGUCGACAUCACCUUCUACGGCAUCAACCUCAACCAGUCCAACAUCCUCUCCAACAUCGGCUUCACCACCGGCUCCACCUGGGGCAAGCUGAUGAAGACCGCCACCGGUAACCUCGUGAUUACCAUGGCAGGGUUCUUCCCAGGCUAUUUCUUCACCAUGGCCACGAUCGAGAAGGUCGGACGCAAGCCGAUCCAGCUCGUCGGGUUCCUGGCGAACGCGCUUUUCCUUGGAAUUCUCGGCGGCACCUUCGACACUCUCAAGCACAAGACCGGCCCCUUCUUCGUCGUCUUCGUCUUCCUCCAGCUGUCGUUCAAUUGGGGCCCGAACUCGACGACCUUCAUCGUGCCUGCAGAGGUGUUCCCGACGAGGGUUAGGGCCACUGCGCACGGCUUCUGUGCCGCUUCCGGCAAGCUCGGCGCGAUUCUGUCGUCGCUGUUCUUCUCCUACCUGGCCAGCCAUACCAAGGUCGGCACGACAGGCGUUUUCUGGAUCUUCUUCGGCGUUUCCAUCCUCGGCGCCGUCGUCACCUUCCUCUUCGUCCCCGAGACCAAGGGACUCGACGCCGACGAGAUCGACCGCCAGGAGCUCGCCGCCAAGGCUGGCAACCUCUAA
Molecule: messenger RNA, 1581 nt
Organism: Pseudozyma flocculosa PF-1
Lineage: Eukaryota; Fungi; Basidiomycota; Ustilaginomycetes; Ustilaginales; Ustilaginaceae
Exons: 2
Coding region: 1-1581 (526 amino acids)
Biological process (GO): transmembrane transport
Cellular component (GO): membrane
Molecular function (GO): transmembrane transporter activity
Source: RefSeq, a predicted model, not a curated record